AUGGCAGCGCACGAAGGGCUCGAGUGGGCUGGGGAGCUUUGCCAGGUCUGGCAGCACACGCAGCCUGGAGUUGACCUUCCUCAGACAUUUGUCGAAGUUGGUUACUUUGUUUGUCUGGAGAAGAAACCGCUGUGGCUUGCCCAGCUCUACACCCACCUCCCGGAGCUCGAAGUCCACUUCUGGGAAUAUGACCGGUACCAACAUGCUGACGACCUCUCUGCCUAUCCUCUGACUCACGUAGACAAGAUUGCAGGGGCGGCAGCUCGUUGUAUGAUGGAACUUGACAGCUGCAAGACAUGGAUCACAACAGGUAUGUCAAAGUGCGGUCACAGUGUCUAAGUACUAGUAUGAAUCACUAUGCAGAUUAUGUAUGUAGUUCUAGUAAGAACGUCUCUGUGACUAAGCAUUCAUAUUUGUGGUUGCGUUGCUUGAGCAACGCAACCACAUAACUGAGGCACGCAUGAGUACUAGUCUCGGUUACGACUCCACGAGGGCCUGCUCCUCCCCCUCCUCUUCCUCUGGCUCCUCCUCUUCUGGCAACCCCACCAGCUCUCUGCAGAGCUUUUUCCCCAAUGACGCAGGAUACCCAGGGUUGCUUUCCCACUUGUC
Molecule: messenger RNA, 609 nt
Organism: Dacryopinax primogenitus
Lineage: Eukaryota; Fungi; Basidiomycota; Dacrymycetes; Dacrymycetales; Dacrymycetaceae
Exons: 5
Coding region: 1-339 (112 amino acids)
Source: RefSeq, a predicted model, not a curated record